AUGGAUCGCCGCCAUGCUCAUGAUGAGGAUGAGAAGGUCGAGUUGAACACUUAUCGCUACCAAUCGAACAACGUCAGCUUCGAUCAAGAGCCCUUCUCACCAUCACCGAUCUCCCCGAGAGCCCUCACUCCCGUCAGGCCCGGUCAUUUCCCUACCGAUGAAUAUGGUCAGCCUGUCUGGCUGCAGCCCUCUGCUCGGAUGUCCGGUCACUCCGACUCGAUCAACGGAUCGCCGUGGAAUACACAAACGCCCUACGAUUCCCGAUCAGCUUCCCCAACCUUGUACCAGGGUGGUGUGCAAGAAAGUCACCAGAGUCUCGCCCCGUUGGUAACGGCGCCGGCCUCGCCCGGAUUCGCCAAGGAUUGGGUCAAGUCGGGAUCGAUUGCUCGAAUCCACGACCGAGACGAUGUGGAAAUUUGGAAAGGAUGGAAGCGUUGGGUCUUCUUCCUCGUGCCCUUCCUGACUUUGGCAAACACGGGUAUCUACCUGUUCUAUCUGGGCCUGCGCAUUGCGUGUAUUAUUAUGGCGCAAAAUGUGGCCGGGGUAUCCUACGCCGGAGCGUGGGUGUUUGUCGCUAUUGAAAUCACUGUCGCAAUCCCCUCGCUCAUGCACAACUGCUGGACGAUGAUGGCCCUGAAGAAGCGUGGCCGCGCCAAGCUGCGACUUACCGGUAAUGAAUGCCCGACAGUCGAUGUUUUCAUCACCUGUUGCGGAGAAGAAGACGAGGUUGUCAUGGAUACUGUUCGCGGUGCCUGUGACCAGGACUACCCCCGCGACUCGAUGCGAGUGAUCAUCUUGGACGACGCCAAGUCCAAGACCCUCGAAGACGCCUGCAACCAGCUCGCUACGGUUCACCCCAACGUCAUCUACAUGGCCCGUGAAAAGAUCCCUGGCAAGCCCCACCACUUCAAGGCGGGUAACCUCAACUACGGUCUAGACCAGGUGAACCUGCUUCCCGGGGGCGCUGGCCAGUUCAUGGCUGCCCUGGAUGCUGAUAUGAUUCCCGAGCAAGACUGGCUCCGUGCGAUCCUUCCCCACUUGUUGGUGGAUCCCAAGAUGGCCCUUGCAUGCCCGCCUCAGCUGUUUUACAACACCCCUGCAUCCGACCCCCUCGCCCAAAGUUUAGAUUUCUUCGUGCAUGUUAUUGAGCCGAUCAAGGACGCCCUCGGUGUUGCCUGGUGUACCGGUUCGGGAUACGUUGUCCGCCGCGAGGCCCUCGAAGAGAUCGGCAACUUCCCGCUCGGUUCGUUGGCGGAAGAUGUCGCGACCUCCACCCUCAUGCUUGGCAGAGGAUGGAGGACCGCAUACGUCCACGAACCUCUUCAAUUCGGUACCGUCCCAGAGGACUUUGGUGGACAUCUCAAGCAACGUACACGAUGGGCCAUUGGAACCGUCGACACCGCUGCCAAGCUCAAGUUCUGUCUCUGGGGAGAUGCCGUUCGAAAGAUGACAUUCGCCCAGCGCUUCUCCGGUUUCCUCUAUGCUACCCUUAGUGUGUACACUCUGCUGCUCACCGCAUCCCUCUUCGCCAUUCCUAUCAUUCUGCUGUGGGGCAAGCGCCUCGUCGCCUUUGCUACCGAGGAGCAACUCCGCUGGUUGAUCUGGGCCUGUUUCGCCGCGACCAUUUCCAACCGUCUCUGCGAAAUGGCCCUCUUCAUUCCUGCCGGCUACCACACCGGUCAGCGAGGCUCGCGCUACCAACUCUGGAUGUCGCCCUACAUCGCCCUCUGUAUCGUGCGCUCUUUCCUCCUUCCCACCUGGCUGGGUGGUCAAACCCAGGCCUUCAAGCCUACCGGUUCCCUCGGCUCCACCUUGAACGAGCGUGACCCCAAAAAGUCCAAGAACAUGUUUGUUCGUCUUCGCGUUAUCCUCUUCAACUACAUGGCUAGUUUCCACCUAGCUUUCGUCUACGUCACCCUCAUCGCAGUUGUCAUCUCCUCUUACCGUUGCUUCGCCCAAAACUCCGGCUUCAGAGAUAUCAUCCUGUGUCUUAUCACCCACGCGUUCUGGCCUCCACUUACCUUCCUCUUCAUCUGCUCUUCGCUCUGGACCCCCGUCUCCUAUGCGAUUCACCCACCUUCCAUGCCGGAUCGCGAAGAUCUCCUCACUCGCGAUCCCAAAACCGGUGUUGCCCACCCGACCAAGAAGAGCAAGAAGAUUGCCUUCGGUGGCCAAGCCGCAUGGUUCGAGCUCCAGUACAUGGUCGCCACCGUCGCGACAGUCCUGGUCUUUGUUUAUUCCUUCAUCUUCUGA
Molecule: messenger RNA, 2253 nt
Organism: Penicillium brevicompactum
Lineage: Eukaryota; Fungi; Ascomycota; Eurotiomycetes; Eurotiales; Aspergillaceae
Product: glycosyltransferase family 2 protein
Exons: 3
Coding region: 1-2253 (750 amino acids)
Source: RefSeq, a predicted model, not a curated record